This is a messenger RNA of Drosophila navojoa, 2416 nucleotides long. It is a transcript of the gene Hex-A, whose product is annotated as Hexokinase A. Gene Ontology annotation, cellular component: mitochondrion; cytosol. Lineage: Eukaryota; Metazoa; Arthropoda; Insecta; Diptera; Drosophilidae. Gene Ontology annotation, molecular function: ATP binding; glucokinase activity; fructokinase activity. Gene Ontology annotation, biological process: glucose 6-phosphate metabolic process; glucose metabolic process; intracellular glucose homeostasis. The record is from RefSeq and is a predicted model, not a curated record.
ACGGAGAAUAAUUCCGUAACAAACGUUUCACAGCAGUGGACGCGUGCAGCGGACGAAAAUAAAGCGGCCGAGACAAAAGAAAAAAGUAUUUCAGAAAAGCAACGCAAAGUCAACUAAAAGCGAAAAUCGCAAACAAAUAAAAAGAAACAAAAUUUAAAUAACUAAUUCAAGCAAACAAAGACAAUAAUCUCGCACAAAACUAGCAAAAAACAAGGCGGCCAACAAAAAAUAAAGAAAAGAUAAAAUAAAAAGAAUACGAAAAACAAGCGAAAAAAAAAAACGCGAACUAAACGCGCGUGCACAAAAAUACAAGUUUCUGUAAUAAAUAUAUAUAGUAUAUAUAUUUUUUUUUUUGGUGCCAGUGCCUGUGACUGCCGUUAGGCGACUGCCAAAACUAAAGCCAAGAGCUAAAGCGAAAGCGAAAUCAAAAGGAACAGCAAUUACAACGACAUGGACCAAGAGCAGCAGCAGCUGAAUGGCGCGAUGCGCAGCGUUUCUAUAAAUAGCAACGGACUAGCCACAAAACUGAAUGGCCACAACGGCUGCAAAGGCACCGACGAAACGGACAAUGUAAGAGUGCAGCCCACGGCGACGGCGGCGGCGGCGGCGGCGGCGAGCGGCGUCAGCUUCACUAUCGGCAGCGAAACGAGUAAAGCGACAAAUGCAGCGAAUUCGGCGACUGCGGCGACCGCGGCGACAGCGAACGCAAAUGCAAAUGCAAUUCAAAUACAAACAUCAGCAGCUGGUGCGAGUGCAGCGGAAAAAAAGAAAAUGGUGCACGAGUUAUGUCAGCAGCUGUUGCUAACCGAUGAGCAGGUGCAGGAGCUGUGCUAUCGCAUACUGCACGAGGUGAGGCGCGGCCUGGCGAAGGACACGCACGCCAAGGCGAAUGUCAAGUGUUUCGUUACCUACGUCCAGGAUCUGCCCAAUGGCAAUGAGCGCGGCAAGUUCCUGGCCCUCGAUCUGGGCGGCACCAAUUUCCGUGUGCUUCUCAUCCACCUGCAGGAGAACAACGACUUCCAGAUGGAGUCGCGCAUCUAUGCGAUACCGCAGCACAUCAUGAUCGGCUCCGGCCGUCAGCUGUUCGAUCAUAUUGCCGAAUGCUUGUCCAAUUUUAUGGCCGAGCAUAAUGUGUACUCGGAGCGCCUACCUCUGGGAUUCACGUUCUCGUUCCCCCUGCGCCAGCUGGGCCUGACCAAGGGCCUGCUCGAGACCUGGACAAAGGGCUUCGACUGUGCCGGCGUUGUCAACGAGGAUGUCGUCCAGCUGCUCAAGGAUGCGAUCGCGCGCCGCGGCGACGUACAAAUCGAUGUCUGUGCCAUACUCAACGACACGACGGGCACUCUGAUGAGCUGCGCCUGGAAGAACCACAACUGCAAGAUCGGCCUCAUCGUCGGCACCGGCUCCAAUGCCUGCUACGUGGAAAAGGUCGAGGAGGCCGAGCUCUUCGACAUGGCCGACAAUAACAAGCCGCACGUUCUCAUCAACACGGAGUGGGGCGCGUUCGGUGACAAUGGAGCACUCGACUUUGUGCGCACCGAAUUCGACAAUGACAUCGACAGCCACAGCAUCAAUCCCGGCAAGCAGACGUUCGAGAAGAUGAUCUCGGGCAUGUACAUGGGCGAGCUGGUGCGCCUGGUGCUGGCCAAGAUGACACAGAACGGCGUCCUCUUCAAUGGCCAGGGAUCGGAGGUGCUGUUCACGCGCGGCCUCUUCUUCACCAAGUACGUGAGCGAAAUCGAGGCCGAUGAGCCCGGAACAUACACCAACUGCCGCCUGGUGCUGGAGGAGCUGGGCCUCUCCAAUGCCACCGAUGGUGACUGCGCCAACGUCCGCUACAUCUGCGAGUGCGUCUCGAAGCGAGCGGCCCACCUCGUCUCCGCGGGCAUCGCCACGCUGAUCAACAAAAUGGACGAGCCCCACGUGACGGUCGGCGUCGAUGGCAGCGUCUACCGUUUCCAUCCCAAGUUCCACAAUCUGAUGGUGGAGAAGAUAUCGCAGCUGAUCAAGCCCGGCAUCACCUUCGAUCUGAUGCUCUCCGAGGACGGAUCUGGACGCGGUGCGGCGCUGGUGGCGGCGGUUGCCUGUCGAGAGGACAUACUCAAUAGCAAGUAAACGGUUGGCAAUCGCAGUCGCAAUAGCAAUCGCAAUCGUUAUUGUAAUUGUAAUCGUUAUCGUUAUCGUAAUCGGAAUCGGCGUCGCAGUUGCUAAACUAAGCAAAAACCAAUCAAUUGAGUUCGAAUUCGAUCAAUUUUCGAAUUUCGAAUUACAAAUUCUUAAGGCGAAAAAUGAGUUAGUUUCCUUUUGCCGCCGCUGCGGAGGCGCCACUCGCUGCCGCCAGGUAGCGCCAACGCGGGGCGCUUAGUAUUUAAAUUAGGCAAGUUCUUAGACAAAAACAAAAAACAAAAGAGAGAAA